AUGAAUAACAGUCGCUACGGUGAGCGAAACGAAAUUUAUUCGUUAAGGCUGGUUCUCUCAGAGCUGUUUAGUGGUCGUGUGUUGGAGUCCAUGAGCGACGAGGAGGACGUUGACGAUUUCCGUAUUGACGCCGAAAGCAGUUAUCUGCACGUCGAUGCACGAUGCGAUAGCGACAAUGCCGCAACAAAGAGCGCGCUCGAAAACCUGAGGGGUGUGGCGCAACGGUGUCUGGGUAAAUCCAAACACCGACCAUCAUCAAGGGUCGUCAUGAUGGAGCUUGUUGCGCUUGACCGCCAACAACAAGCCAGCAUGACGCCCCAAGAUGUGCAACGACAGACGGAGCACGGAUGGCGGCUGCGCCUUGAGGUGGAGACUCAGCAGCGGCUGCGGCUGGAGAACCAACUGCGGGCUGAAACGGCUGCGUUGAGAGCGUUGCGUGACGAGGCGAUUCGGCGCGAACGAGAUAUUGAAGUUCACACAGUCGAGUGUCUAGUGUGUUACGAGGAAAUUGUCUUUGGUUCGCGCACAGACAGCGACAGCAGCACCGACAAUUUUACGGCGGUCGGAUAUCUGGAAUGCGGCGACGGGCACACUCUCUGUCGUAGCUGUGCCCAGGCACACAUACGCGAGUGCUGUAAUGUAAACUACAACGGGCCGGGGUGUGUCAGGGAUACACGCGAGCUGCUGUGCCCCAACCACCCGGGCGAGUGCCUGGCAGUUCCCUACACGAAUGCGCAACUCGCAGCGGUAUUGAAGGCCACAGCCUACGAGACGUACUUGUGCAGCAUCAUGAUUGUGCUUGAACAGGAACUUGAACAGCAGUUCCGGAACGACCUCGAACGCACGCUGGCAGAACGCCAGCAAGAGUCGGACAUUGACAGGCACGUACGCGUGAUUUGCGAUGAGAUCCUGACCUUGCGGUGUCCCAAUAGCCUGUGUCGGAGAGCACUGAUUGACUUAGACGGGUGCACCGCUUUGACAUGCGAUUUGUGCGAUCGAGCCUUCUGUGGCCUUUGCUUGGAGGACUGUGGUCGCGACGCACAUGUGCAUGUGGCCCACUGCCAAUGGAACCCGAAUAUAGACGGCGACGUUUUUGUUGAAGAGAAAAGUGUAGCAGCGAUUCAAGACCGUGUGAAAGGUACAAAGAUAACGGACUAUCUGAACAAUGUACAAUCUCAAGCGGUGAGAAUUGGGGUGAAGGAGAGACUGACAUCCGAGUUAGAAGAGCUGGGUGUUGAGUUGCUGUGA
Molecule: messenger RNA, 1248 nt
Organism: Sphaeroforma arctica JP610
Lineage: Eukaryota; Ichthyosporea; Ichthyophonida
Exons: 1
Coding region: 1-1248 (415 amino acids)
Source: RefSeq, a predicted model, not a curated record